Peromyscus leucopus (white-footed mouse) is the source of this 957-nucleotide messenger RNA. Its product is annotated as vesicle-trafficking protein SEC22b. Gene Ontology annotation, molecular function: SNAP receptor activity. Gene Ontology annotation, cellular component: SNARE complex; Golgi membrane; endoplasmic reticulum-Golgi intermediate compartment. The transcript is spliced from 4 exons. The coding region runs from base 165 to 674 and encodes 169 amino acids. Gene Ontology annotation, biological process: endoplasmic reticulum to Golgi vesicle-mediated transport; retrograde vesicle-mediated transport, Golgi to endoplasmic reticulum; vesicle fusion with Golgi apparatus. The record is from RefSeq and is a predicted model, not a curated record. Lineage: Eukaryota; Metazoa; Chordata; Mammalia; Rodentia; Cricetidae.
AACGGACCGGUAGUGGAAAGCUUUGGAGCUGUUUCCGGCCACCUCAGCGGGAAGCGGAGACGCCAGCAGCUAGCUGUUGGGGAGCUGAGCGGGAGGUGUGACUGGCCACCGCGGGAGAAGGCAGGGCAGUGACUGCGGCGGCCGCGUCUCCAUAGUCCGGGAAGAUGGUGCUGCUGACAAUGAUCGCCCGCGUGGCGGACGGGCUUCCGCUGGCCGCCUCGAUGCAGGAGGACGAACAGUCAGGCCGAGACCUCCAGCAGUAUCAGAGCCAGGCUAAGCAACUCUUUCGAAAGUUGAAUGACCAGUCCCCUACCAGAUGUACCUUGGAAGCAGGAGCCAUGACUUUUCACUACAUUAUUGAGCAGGGGGUGUGUUACUUGGUCUUGUGUGAAGCUGCUUUCCCUAAGAAGUUGGCCUUUGCUUACCUGGAAGACUUGCACUCAGAAUUUGAUGAGCAGCAUGGGAAGAAGGUGCCCACUGUGUCCAGGCCCUAUUCCUUCAUCGAGUUUGAUACCUUCAUUCAGAAAACCAAGAAACUCUACAUUGAUAGUCGUGCUCGGAGAAAUCUAGGCUCCAUCAACACUGAAUUGCAAGAUGUGCAGAGGAUCAUGGUUGCCAACAUUGAAGAAGUCUUGCAGCGGGGAGAAGCACUCUCAGGUAUGAAAGCAAAGUAAGAGAACAGCUUGUCGGAGUCUAGCUGGGACUCUCAGAAUUGACUACACAGCAAAGCUUCCAGUAUGGUGGGGAUUUUCACCUUGCGUGAUUAGUUCUGUGCACUAAAACAGUGUAAAGGACUCACAGAAGCAGUUACUGUUUCUAAGAAUGUGCAAAAUUUAGUAAAUUAAAUACAGAAACAUUUGUGCAAGGUCGUAGUCAAGGAUGUGAUAGAGCCUUGAUGUCUCCUUGGGAAGCAUUAUUGGGGCUCGGUCAGGGUUAUGAAAUGCCAUUUUCAUCAAG